AUGCAAUCAAUCGACCCUCGAGGCAGACAAGAAGCUUCUGGAACGUCAGCAAGAGCUACGGACCCUUUUUCGAAACCCGCGGAACCUCCCUUAAUGCUACCGAACGACCCAGGCACUCGGAAUACCUUCGAAGCCCUAGACGAAGACGCGUCGGACCUCGGUUUUAACCUCGAUUCAUUACCGUAUUCGAAGCUGGAAAGUCAUACAAAGGCUAGAUUAAUUAUCGAAGACUUCUUGGACAUAAAGAAGUACGAAGAGCUUCGACGCCAAAAAGAGGCAAUUGCGCGAGACCUUAACGACUUCCGAAACUUAACAAUUACGAGGGACGCGCAAAAGCGUAAGGAGAGCAUCGAGGAGGCUAUAAGGCACAAAGAGGAGCUCAAGGCAGCAAGGCAAUCAUCAAGGCGAAGUUCCCGCGACUCAUUUCCUUCUCCCCAACCCGAGGAAGCAACGCAGUACCUUCAAACCUACCGAGGGUAUAUUCUUAAGGAAGAGAUUCGGAGAGAGGAGGACCAGGGCAAUGGAUACCGCCAAGGCCGAGCCCAAGGAUACGAGCAGAAAAAGGAGCAGGCUUUUGCUGGCAACCUUAACGACCCUGACGGCUCGGACGGUGAUCCAGAAGGAGGGAAUAGAAGGGGAAGCGAAGGGAAUGGGCACGGAGGAAGAGGAGGAGGACACGGUGGCCCGACAAAGGGACAAGGAAAUGAGCCGCUAAGGGACCUUGGACGAGGAUACGGACCCCUUGACGGACUCGAGCCAAACCGACCCUUUACGUACGGCACCCUAGGCGACCUUGACGACGACGACGAUUUUCUUGAGCUCGGAACGGCGGACCCACACUCGAGGGCGAAAGAGUUAGCUUUAUUUGCAAGGAGUUUUCUUAAGGAAUUGAAAUAUUCAAGUCUUAAGAACGACUUUAAUACUCGGCUCAAGAUUUUUGCCGACCACGCGUGCCGAUACGGGUUGACAACUGACGAUUACUUGGCUGCUUUCCUUAUUAUGCUAGCAGGGGAGGCAAUUGGGUUUUAUUACAAUUACGUAAUCAAGGCUAAGCUACCUACUUUCAAGGCAAACGCUAUUGCGAAGGAGUCAGCUUUCUUAGAUCAACAAGAACAAUCAGAAAAACAAGCAACAAUUGAGUAUUUUACCACCGAGUGUUUUGCAAUUGCAAGUACUUUGACGACGUCACGAAUUUUACGAAUAUUACGAGAGAUCGCUACCGGCGAUCCAACACUAAUACACUUAGCUACUUAUUUAGUAUAA
Messenger RNA from Drepanopeziza brunnea f. sp. 'multigermtubi' MB_m1, 1263 nucleotides. The record is from RefSeq and is a predicted model, not a curated record. NCBI's taxonomy places the organism in Eukaryota, Fungi, Ascomycota, Leotiomycetes, Helotiales, Drepanopezizaceae.